Molecule: messenger RNA, 1509 nt
Organism: Andrographis paniculata
Lineage: Eukaryota; Viridiplantae; Streptophyta; Magnoliopsida; Lamiales; Acanthaceae
Exons: 5
Coding region: 315-1196 (293 amino acids)
Source: RefSeq, a predicted model, not a curated record
CUUCCUUUCGAUUAUUCCUCUGGAACUUCUUCGUCUUCAUUUUCAUCUUCUUCCUCCACCGCUUGGAACUUCAUUCCAUCCCUAUCUGCGCACAAACCCACCAUUUCCCUUCCCUUCCCCUCCCCUCACAAUCAAUUAACCUACAAAAAAUUUAAAUACCUAAUUACUCUUCUGUGCACCACAUCGAUCGUACAACAACAAUUCCGAAUCCCCCAAAAACAUACAUACAUACAUACAUACAUACAUACAUAUAUUGAUGUUGAAAUCGAUCGAGAGCUGUUGGCCUGGGUUGAAUUGAUUAGCUAGAUAGAUAGAUGGGCAAUGUGACGUCCAACGUUGCUUCGAAGUUCGCGUUCUUCCCGCCCGACCCGCGGACGUAUGAGGUGCACAGAAACGAGGAGGAGGGGCGAUGGGUGAUGAGGGGAUUGUCCGCCGAUAAGAACGUCGACGUGCAUUUGCUCGAUACCAAACCAGGAAAUAAAGUUGUCGCCACGUUCUGGAAGCAUCCUGCUGGGAGAUUCACCCUCUUGUAUUCCCAUGGCAACGCCGCCGAUUUAGGGCAGAUGCACGAUCUCUUCGUCGAGCUCAGAGCUCACCUUCGCGUCAACAUCAUGAGCUACGAUUAUUCUGGAUACGGUGCAUCCACGGGAAAGCCUUCCGAGUUGAACACUUACUACGACAUCGAAGCCGUGUAUAAUUGUUUGAACACCGAGUAUGGAAUCAAGCAAGAAGAUGUGAUUUUGUAUGGACAAUCCGUCGGGAGCGGUCCUACGCUACACUUGGCUUCUCGUCUUCCACGGUUGAGAGCAGUCGUUCUUCACAGCGCAAUUUUAUCGGGCAUACGAGUACUUUAUAAUGUAAAAGUCACCUUCUGGUUCGACAUUUUCAAAAACAUCGACAAAAUCAAGCAUGUCAGAUGCCCUGUUUUGGUCAUACAUGGUACUAAAGAUGAAAUCGUCGACUUGUCCCAUGGAAAGCGACUAUGGGAGCUUUCGAAAGAGAAAUACGAUCCAUUGUGGAUUCAAGGAGGCGGGCAUUGUAAUCUCGAGACGUUUCCAGAAUACAUCAAGCACUUGAGGAAAUUCGUGAACGCAAUGGAGAAGAUAUCGAUCAAAAGAAGCAAAUCUAGCGCAGGAUCGGAUUCGAGUGCCACAGAAAUCAAACACAGCAAGUGCUUGGGAUUCGGGAGAAGAUAACUAACUAAGUAUCGAUGUGUUGUUGUGUUGAAUAUCCAAUGUUCGAUCUUUGGGAGGACUCUGAUGCUUAAUUUGUUCUCUGACGGCUGGCUGCCGGGCAAAGGUGUGAUCUUUUUAUGUUUCGGUGUCGUUCGAGGUAAACUCAAAUUUGUCGCGCUGUUGGCGCUGGAUGUGAAGCUUAUUUAGCCGCGCAAGUUGGUCGCCGUCUUCGUCGUCGUCGUCGAAAUAUAAUGUAAUUGUUGUGUUUCAACAUUGUAAUUUAUGCAUGCUAUUUCUUUUAUUGUACAUAUAACCAUCAAUAUUGUUGAUUUUA